CGGAAAAGAAUUCUGUGUCCUUUAGAUCCAAAACACACAGUAUAUGAAGAUCAACUAACAAAGCAUUUGAAAAAAUGUAACUCAAGAGAGAAGCCAAAACCUGCUAACAAGUUAGCCUGCCACAGGUUUGUGGAUGCUGGCAGAAGAGACUCCUAGGACUUCUUUAUUCAAGAUAUUAAUGCGGGCUUAAACGAUGAAACAGAAAUACCUGAACAAUUAGUUCCGAUUUCUUCUCUUUCUGAAGAGCAGUUGGAAAGCUUAAUUAAGAAAUUGCGGAAAGCAAGUGAAGGUUUGAACUCUACACUUAAAGAUCAAAUUAUGUCCCAUCCAGCAUUGCAUGAUGCCCUUAAUGACCCUAAAAAUGGUGAUUCUGCAACCAAACACCUGAAACAGCAGGCUUCUAUUUUAGGUAACAUUGAAAAAUUAAAGUUACUUGGUCCAAGAAGAUGCUUUGUUGAGUUUGGAGCAGGAAAGGGAAAAUUAUCUCAUUGGGUUGAUAUUGCCUUAAAAGAUGCUGAAAAAGUUCACUUCAUCCUAGUAGAAAAGGUGACCACGAGAUUCAAGGUAGAUGGCAAACACAGAAAGAAAAAUUCAGUGUUUGAGAGACUUCAAAUUGAUAUUCAACACUUGUGUUUGAACAAGAUUCCUUUGCUAAGCAAAGAAAAACUGCCUGUGGUAGGAAUUGGAAAGCAUUUGUGUGGUGUGGCAACAGAUCUUGCAUUACGAUGUUUGGUUGAAACCUAUGCUGCCAGUUGUGAGGAAAGGAAUGAAGAACCUUUAGCCAAACGCAUAAAGAAUGAUAAAACAGAAAAAGAAAUUAACACUUUGGCCAAGGAAGGAAAUGAAAAAAAUGUCCCAGAGAAGUGGACCCCUGUGGCUGGCAUUGUUAUUGCACUCUGUUGUCACCACAGGUGUGAUUGGAGACAUUAUGUGGGCAAAGAGUAUUUCAGGGCUCUAGGCCUUGGAGCAGUGGAAUUCCACUACUUCCAGCGAAUGAGUAGUUGGGCAACUUGUGGAAUGCGAAAAACAUCUUUGGAAGCUUCCAAUCUUACUACAAAGAGAAAAGAUAAGCACAGCGAUGCCAGUGAAGAGCAUGAUGACGGGGGAUGCAGAAUCACAGACGACAGUGCUGAGAGUGUACCUGGGUUCCUUACUGUUGAAGAAAAGAAGAAAAUCGGACAUCUUUGUAAAUUGCUGAUUGACCAAGGCCGAGUUGAGUAUUUACAGCAGAAAGGAUUCAGUCCUGCUUUACAGUACUAUACAGAUCCUCUGGUGUCUUUGGAAAAUGUAUUGUUAACUGCUUUACCAAAUCAUUCUUUAUCACCAGAAACAACUCCUUAAUGGAAAAGAAAUUCUGAACAUAUGUCUUCCACCAAAAGAAUUUUUUAAUUGUAUUUUUAUAUUCAUGAAAAUAUAAUUUACAUAGCAGAUAAUAUGAAUUUUUAAAAAUGUUGUGGCCUCAUUGAACUUUGGUAAUAGUUUUUCUUUUUACUUUAAAAGUCCAAACAUUAGCGAAUUCACCAAAUUCCCAAAGUAAUUCUCUUCAGCAGGGCAUCUUGAGUUAAAUUAUCCAUCAGUAUUUAUGGAGAUUGGUAAAGUAGUGGAACAGUUGACUUGGUUAUCUGAAACACACAGAACACAUCAAUACACACCUAGCACAUUAACUUUGUAUUUGUAUUUUGGAAAUUUAUUUUUUUCCUUUGGUUUUAUUUAAUAUUUCUCAAGUUGAAGAUGUAAAGAUCAAUUGUAGGUUUAUAACAAGGGCCAGUCUGAGAAUGUGGCUUAUGUAUGGAUUUUUUUUUGUCCAUUCAGAUCUGGAAAGGAUAAUCAAUCGUGAUUCUUUUUUUCUAAUGCAAAGAAAUUCAGAGAUGUUCACAAUCAAGGAAUUCACCUUCAGAUUUUAGCACCAUAUCUGUAUUAUCUAAAUUUAUCCAUAACAACAAAAACUGAGGAGAUAGUUUUUAAGGGAAAUAAGCUAUUUCACUUCAUUCUAAUUGAAUAAUUAUCUAGUUAGAAAUUCCAAAAAGAUAACUUAUAAGCCUUAUUCACAAAUUAAAUUGAAAUUUGCAAAUAACUUAUAAGUUAAUUAGGUAUCAUAUCUUUUAAAAGGACAUUUUUAUGUUUAUCAGUACAACUAUAUAUUCUCACUUGUUUGACUUAAAUAAUUUGGAAUAAAGUGGAAAUUAGAUAAUGAAACCAAAAACCUCCUUACAUUUAGGCCUUAUUUAACUCAUAAGCAGUUUCUAUGCACAAGCAAAUAUUAAACCAAACAUAUGGUCAGGACUGUUACUGUCUUCAUGUUAUCCUUGAUUUAUUUCUGCCUUUAUUUGUAAAAAUUGUCUUAAUCAAUGUACCAAUGUACCUUUGCAAGAGAAAGAUCAAAAUUAACUAAUUUUAGAUACUAUAAUGAUAUUCUUAGGUAACUUUCUUCUCCUAUAAAUAGAUCUAUGAUUAUAUGAGUUAUAGAUUAGAAGCCUAGCCUUUUUAAAAUUCCUCACUUUUCUACUUUAAUCUCCUAUGUUUUAUGAAACUGCCUAAGUUCAGCUCCUACCCUGCCACCUCAGCGUAUGACCUUGGGCAACUGCUUAAUCUCUUUGUGCCUCAAUUUCCCUGUUUAAAAUGGGGAUGAUGAAGAUAAUAAUAAUAAUAAUAAUAAUACCUACCUCACAUGGUUGUUAUAACAAAUGAGAUAACACAUGUAAAAUGCUUAGAACAGCUCCAAGCACAAUUAAUACUAACUGUUAAUACUGCUAAUUCACAAAUCUAUUUUUAGUGACAAUAGGCAGACUUGGUUUUAUUAUCUCUGCUUAAGUUGUAACCUUUUUUCUCUUUUUAUAAGUUUUAUGUCCACUAUUAUUAAAGGAUGGUGGUUUGAUUAUUUCUAAAGUUAAUUAUUCAUGCUGCCCAAUCAAGCGAAUAUAAAUAAGAGUAAUAAUACAUCAUUCAGUAAUUUAUGUGAUUUUAUUGGGUCAGGCAGUGCUAAUUUGUGUCAUACAAUCUGCUUUGCAUCAUUCAACAACUUAUGUCCAGGAAUAAAGCAUAUUCUACAGUAGGCCUAAUCUCAGCUGUGUUCUAGAAAACAACAUACACACUCAAUAGUUAUACUGAUAAUAGUCCUCUGCCCAUUUAGCUUCAUAUGUUUCUUUCUUUUUUUUUUUUUUUUAAUUUAUUUAUUUAUGAUAGUCACAGAGAGAGAGAGAGAGGCAGAGACACAGGCAGAGGGAGAAGCAGGCUCUAUGCACUGGGAGCCCGAUGUGGGAUUCGAUCCCGGGUCUCCAGGAUCGCGCCCUGGGCCAAAGGCAGGCGCCAAACCGCUGCGCCACCCAGGGAUCCCGCUUCAUAUGUUUCUGACAGUGGUACCAGGUACUUUAUGGGCAGGCAGAUAAGCUUGGCCUUCAGCAAAUUGUAGGUCAAGAUUCUUGUUUUUCCCAACCUUGUUUGCUUCCCUUAAGACAACAUAAGAAAGUGACUAUGUAUAUUGCUGUUCCUUGACCUGCCAGAUUUACAGGGACAGCAAACCCCUUCUUGAACUUUCAGAUUCAUCUACACAACUACCUCUUCCCACAUGUCACACACGACUGUCUCAGAUUUCUUGAUCUUCCACUUCUACCACCGAACCAUCUUCUAGACUUCAUUUCCCCAGCCCAGCAUCACCAUCUGCCCAGUUGCUCUAACCAAAAACAGAUUAAUCUUGAGGUCCUCUUUAUUUCCCAGCAUACAAUCAUCAAUUCUACCUACUACCUGUUUUUUAUGUAUUUCUACCCCAAACUAGGCCCCAAACUAACUUGUCUUCAAACAUGGCUCGUCAUCAUAGAUCAAAGGACUAUUUCCUAAUAUCCGCCACUGGAUGUUGGUAAAGAUGAUUUCUUAUAGCUUAAAAACUGUCAUUUGUUUGCUUGGAUUAUACUUACUCCCCAAAGCAGCUAUUUGAAAAUAAAUUUGACCUUUUGAUUCAAAAAUUCUUCAUGUUUUAGUGCAUUGUAAAACUAUGAUUUCUAUUAGUAUACGAUUGUUUCAUUGUUUUUAUUAAUAGAAUUGUCUCUUUGGCCUCUUCUAAUCUUGGUUUAAGUUAAAGGUUUUCCUUUAGUGGAGAAGUGGUUUAAUUCUUAAUUAUCAGAGACUAGGUGAUUGAAAUCUAUAUGUGAAAACUUUUAACAUUUUAACUAUUGGUUAAAAAUCUGUGUUCUCAAUAUUUUUCCUUCCUAGGCAAAAUACUGUGCUGUUAUUUUGUGGACUGUAGAAAAAGAGGAAAUGACAAGGAAGGUAGUGUUCAUGAGUACACUGAAAUACAUGCCAAACUGGUAGAAUGAGGUAGUGAAGCUACCUAAUGAGGUAGUGAAUCACAUCUUCGUUCACUUGUUUGUGCUUCAAGCACUUGGCCGAAUUAUUUCCUGUCUCUACUUGAAAGACUUUAAAUAUCUUCACAACUUCUCUUCAAGCCUUUAUCAAAAUUGUGAACAGAUUUGAAUUUCACUUUUUUCCUCCCACAAUAUUGACCAAGAGACAAAAUUUGCCAGAAAGGGAUAAGAAAUCUAUAAAGGAAUUUAUGUCUAUACACAUUCCUCUACCAAAUAUUUGACCUGUGUUAUACACAACGUCAUACCUGCUUUCAUCCGUGACUCCUGUAUAUAUGCGUGCAUAAACUGAAGACCAAAUAAUUCCCGUUCCUCUUCUUCAUCCAGGCUUUCACUGGGGGGAAGCGUUACUUCCAAUUUCAGUGGAUUGUCUCUGAAGUUGACAAACCUAGCAGUUCACCAAAAAACAGUAUUUUUAUAGAUGCCAUAGAAGUGUACAUUUAUUUCCCUGGGGAAAGAUCAAAUGAUAAUACACUAAAUUACUUUUUUUUUUUAAACUGGUUAAAAUAGCUGAACAUUUGGUUAGAUAUAAUAUCCUAAGAAUCUUUAAGUUUCUUUUCUAGAAGAGAAAAACGCUAGCUUUAGACAACUUAUUUUCAGAGCUUAUAGAAGCAACUAUUAAUACUAGCAUAUAUGUAAUGUGGGACAGCUUAACUUCCCAAAUUCCAGUGCAUCUCAAACAUACAAGUAAAUGCUACAAACUUGGAGUUUCUGCAUAUUUUACAGACUUGUGUCUUAUUUAUCACCGUAUCUUCAUGGUGUACAGGGCUCUGUCACUGCUGAAUUGGUAAAUGAGUGAAUAAAUAAUUUUGUUAUGGAAGUUGUGGGAUUUGAUGUGAAGUUAUAUUACUUUGUUCUGCAAUGAAAAAGGAACAUGUCAGUUUUGUGUCUAUAACUUUUACCUCAGAUUGUUCAUCUCUUCCAUGCACACUGGAAUAUCUUGCAGUUUAUUGUUGCUGAGAACAAGAGUACCCAGAUUUUUCAUAUUGCUGAUUGUUUCUGGCAAGCAUGUUAUUUCAUUCCGUUGCAGCCAUAAUGUAUGUAGGCUUUGCAUUCUGAUUAAUUAAAAGAGGUUUAUGCAAUUAAUCAUA
Molecule: messenger RNA, 5446 nt
Organism: Canis lupus familiaris (dog)
Lineage: Eukaryota; Metazoa; Chordata; Mammalia; Carnivora; Canidae
Gene: TRMT13
Product: tRNA methyltransferase 13 homolog
Exons: 11
Coding region: 319-1341 (340 amino acids)
Biological process (GO): tRNA methylation
Source: RefSeq, a predicted model, not a curated record